Saprolegnia parasitica CBS 223.65 is the source of this 4014-nucleotide messenger RNA. RefSeq lists its product as hypothetical. The record is from RefSeq and is a predicted model, not a curated record. The transcript is spliced from 5 exons. Gene Ontology annotation, biological process: microtubule-based movement; mitotic spindle organization. Gene Ontology annotation, molecular function: microtubule binding; ATP binding; microtubule motor activity. Lineage: Eukaryota; Oomycota; Saprolegniomycetes; Saprolegniales; Saprolegniaceae. Bases 1 to 4014 code for a protein of 1337 amino acids.
AUGGAGGCCAGCAGCAGCGUCCGCGUCGUCGUCCGGGUCCGGCCGCUCGUCCCGAAGGAGAAGCUCGAGGACGACAACCAUGCAGUCGAGACCUUCGGCGCCCAGGUCAUGAUCCCGUCCAGCAACGUCACGUACACGUACGACCACGUCUUUGGCCCGGAGGCCGGGCAGGACGACCUCUGGCCCUGCGUCGCGCCGCUCGUCGACUCGACCUUUGAGGGCUACAACGCGACCAUCUUCGCCUAUGGCCAGACCGGGUCCGGGAAGACGUUCACGAUGGGCUCGGGCAACAGCGCGUUCGCGACCAAGAGCGACGAGAUGGGCAUCAUUCCGCGGGCGCUCGACGACAUCUUUGCGCGCAUUGCGGCCAAGCAAACCGAGACGCCGGGCUACCGCGCCGACGUGACCUUCCGCUUCCUCGAGAUCUACGGCGACGACAUCCGCGACCUCCUCUCGCAGUUUGGGAACGGAACGCUGGACACGAACGCCAAGGUCACGCUCAAGGAAGGCUCGGCGGGCCAAGUCCAAGUCAACGGCGCGCGCGAAGAGCCGGUCAACUCGGCCGCCGAGUGCAUUAAGCUGCUCGACAAAGGCAGCUUUUGCCGGACGGUCGGCGCCACCGACAUGAACGCCGAGUCGAGUCGGUCGCACGCGAUCCUGACCAUCACGAUGACGCAGCACAUUCCGUUUGGCGACGCGUCGUCCGAGACCGAGUGCGAAGUGCGCAGCUGCUACUUUAACUUUGUCGAUCUCGCGGGCUCGGAGAAGCAGAAGAUGACCAAGGCCGAGGGACUCCGGCUCAAGGAAGGUAUUGAUAUCAACAAGGGCCUCUUCGUGCUCGGCAACGUCAUCAACGCCCUCGGCGACGACACGCGCCGCGGCCGCGUGCACGUCCCGUACCGCGACUCGAAGCUCACGCGCAUGCUGCAAGACUCGCUCGGCGGCAACAGCCGCACGCUCAUGCUCUGCUGCGUGAGCCCCGCGGGCCGCAACAUCUCCGAGUCCAAGAGCUCGCUCAUGUAUGCCAAUCGCGCGCGCAACAUCCAGAACAAGGCCGUCAUCAACCGCGACGAAGCGUCGGCGGUCGUGGCCGAGCUGCGCGCGCAAGUGCAGUCGCUGCAGGAAGAGCUCUUUCAGUUCCGGCACCCCGGCGCCGACAUGAACGAUCCUCGCGUGCAGGCCGCGGCGUCCGAGUGGCGGCUCGACAGCUUUGGCUCGAUGCGCCAGCGCACCGAGGCCGCCGAGGACGAAGUGCUCCGGCUCACGUCCGAGAUCAAGCGCUGGCGCAACGAGACCGAUGUGAUCAAGGAGGAGCUUCUCGUGACGCAGGGCCAGCGCGACUACUUUCGCAUGUGCUGCGAAGCCUCGGGCACGGGUCUCCUCGACCCGAACGGCGAAGAGAUGGGGCUGGUCAAGGAGCAGCUCAAGACGAUCCAGGAGCUCCAGGAGAAGCUCCGGUGCGCCGAGGGCGAGCGGGACAAGGCGCACAUGUUUGCCCCGACGUCGUCGUCGCACCAAGAGCUGGACAUGGCGUCGUUUGGCUUGACCGCCGACAUGCUCGAAGAGGAGCAGCGGCUCAUCGAGCAGGCCGAGCAAGAGAUCAAGCGUGAGCAAGAAAUGCUUAAGCAGAUCCAAGCGCAAGCCGUCUUCUCCGACACGGCCGGCGACAACGGCGACGACGACGACGACAACCUCUCGAUCGAGAUGGAGCUCAUGCAGCGCGAGUUCCAGAAGCGCCAGCAGGUCCUCGGCGCCUCGGUCCAGGACCUCUCCAACAACAUUUCGCUCAAGGAGCAGAUGCUCUCGACGCUGCGGCGCAACGCAGAAGGCUACGAACGCAUGCGCGGUGUCUUUGAGCAGCGGCUCAAGGAGAUGGCCGAGAAGGAGCGGGUCUUCAUGGCCGAGCGAGACCGCCUCGUCGCUGAGAUGCAGACGCACCAAGUGUCGGACCCGCCGCGGUACCACAAGCUGUCGGUGGACCUCGUGUCCAAAGACGGUGAGCUCUCGGCGCUCCGGAAGAAGCAAGCGGAAAUGCGCCGGUUCGAGGUCAUGAAGCAGAAGAGCGACGUGCAGCUGCGCGUCUUGACCAACGAGAUCAGCACGAUGAAGCGCCAGAAGUACGAGGUCGAGGCCAACGAGCGCAAGCGCGAGAUUAUGAACCUCAAGCGCGAGCACCAGCGCGACCGCAAGCAGAUUCAAAAGCUGGGCAGUGAAAAAGACGCGCAGGAGCGGGUCUUGAAGCGGCGCAUGGAGGAAGUCGCGGCCGCGAACCGCCGACUCAAGCAGCAGCAGCUGUUGCUGCAGACGAACCGCAAGACCAAGGCCAAGACACCCUCGAAGGACGAAGUGUGGCUCGAGACGCAGAUCAAGAAGCUCGCGGACCAGCAAAAGAAGGCCGAGCAGCUCGAGGAAGAGCUCGCCAAGCGCGAGAAGAUUGUGCGGCAAAUGGAGCGCCUCUAUGGCCAGCGCAACAAGCUCCAGGACGAGCUCCAAGCGUCGCUGGCCGAGCGCGCGACAGGCGACGCGAGUGCGAUCCGCGACAUCCUCAUCUCGCCGCUCAAGUCGGAGGCGCCGCAUGGCGGGCUCGGAAAGGAAGAGGAGGCGAUGCUCGCCGAGCUCGAAGAGCGCAUCGAGGCGUGCCAAGCCCAGCUCGAGUACAAGGAUGAGCGCAUCUCGGAGAUGGCGUCGAGCACGAUGCUCGUCGACCUCGACGACGACGAAGCCAUCGCCAAGAUGGAAACGUCGUCGCUGCCCGAAGCGCGGACGCUGCUCAAGCUGCUCUUCAGCAUGGCGGUCGGCGUGAAGAAGCAGGAGGAAGCCAAGGACUCGGAGCUCCAGAGCACCUUGUUGCGUCUCGGCGAGAUCGAGUCGACGCUGCUCAUCGAGAAGGAGCGCAACAACUUUAUGCGCCAAACGUACGAAGAGAAGCUCCAGCAGAUGAUUGCCGAAGCCAUGGGCGGCGAUCCGUCCCGGCUCGUCCAGAGCGCGUCCGAAGAGCAAGUCGCUGUCUUGCGGCGCCAGUGCGACGAGCUCUCGGCCCAAGCGACGGCGUGCGAGGCGCAAAAGACCGCGCUGCAGGUGCGCGAGCAAAAGUACAAGGCCGGCUUGGCCACGUGCCGCGAGCGCAUCAAGUGGCUCGAGGCCCAAGUCGACAACAAGGCGGGCAGCAGCUGUCUCCCGCCGCCCGCACCGACCCAUGACGACGGCGACGUGGACAUGACGUGCGACAUGGACGACCACAUGAGCGUCGGCAGCGCGAGCUCGGACACGGCGCCGACGUCGUCGUCGAUCUUCAACCGGCUCUCGAACCCGACCAACUUUACCGGCAUCCACCGCCACCGGCUCCAGGAGAACGCCCGCGAGAAGCGCGAGAUUUUGAAAAACCGCAACCAAAACCUGCGCUCGCGCCGGCUCAAGGACCGCAAUUUGCUCGUGCCACCGCCGACGGCCACCACGUCCAAGCUGCGGCAGCCAAGCCCGAGUCUCAACGUAGCGGCCUCGCCCCGGCCACGCGCGUCGACGCCUCGCCACCCGCCGCCGCCGCCGAUCGAUACGGGCCGGCGCAGCAGCGGCAGCUCGGCCGUCAUGGACGUGCUCGCGACCUUGAAAAAGGAAAACGAGCAAGACAUGGACGACUGCGACAUGGACGGAGACCACAGCGACUCGGUGUCGGAUGGCGGGUACGAGUCGCCCAAGCCCAAGUCGUCGCGCUCCAAGGCGCACCACAUGAGCGACUGUGUCUCGGAGGGCGGCGCGGUCGAGUCGCCGCAGCCGCAAGCCAAGCGCGACGUCUUCUCGCGCCUCAACAACCAGUACACGGCCUCGUCCCAGUACAAGCGCCACUCGUUUAUCGGGGAGCACAAGGCGCAGCGCAACCGCGAACUCUUCCGGUCGACGACAGACGACGCGAACGAGGCGCCGAGUCCGCCGCGGCCGCCGAGCGCCGACCCGUUGACGGGCUCGGAUCGGUUCCUGCACCAAGUGAUUGAUGACGCGCACGACGACGCGAGAUAA